Messenger RNA from Salarias fasciatus (jewelled blenny), 429 nucleotides. It is a transcript of the gene atoh7, whose product is annotated as atonal bHLH transcription factor 7. Gene Ontology annotation, cellular component: nucleus. The transcript has a single exon. Gene Ontology annotation, molecular function: E-box binding; protein dimerization activity; DNA-binding transcription factor activity, RNA polymerase II-specific. Gene Ontology annotation, biological process: sensory organ development; positive regulation of transcription by RNA polymerase II; axon development. The coding region runs from base 1 to 429 and encodes 142 amino acids. NCBI's taxonomy places the organism in Eukaryota, Metazoa, Chordata, Actinopteri, Blenniiformes, Blenniidae. The record is from RefSeq and is a predicted model, not a curated record.
AUGAAGUCCCGUCGCCCCAGCUGCACCGACUCCGGAUCUGAGUCCUCGGAGUCCGACUCCAAGAGCCCGGAGAAGUACGAGACGGCCACGAGGCGGCGGAUGGCGGCCAACGCCAGAGAGAGGAAGAGGAUGCAGGGUUUGAACACGGCCUUUGACCGACUGCGCAAAGUGGUCCCGCAGUGGGGCCAGGACAAGAAGCUGUCCAAGUAUGAGACCCUGCAGAUGGCUCUCAGCUACAUCAUGGCCCUGAACCGGAUCCUGACGGACCCCAGGAGGCACGCCGCUCCUCACAGGCAGUGGCUGGACCUGCAGUUUGACUGCGUCCAGCCGGAGAACUACUCCUGCCUCGUGGGCUACGAGGCUCCUGCCGGACAGGACUACGUCCACCCGUCCUUCUACCAGUUCCCGGGCCAGCAGGUCCACGCCUAA